Molecule: messenger RNA, 1692 nt
Organism: Danio rerio (zebrafish)
Lineage: Eukaryota; Metazoa; Chordata; Actinopteri; Cypriniformes; Danionidae
Source: RefSeq, a predicted model, not a curated record
GUCAUUUCUACCACCUGAAAAUGCGUGUUUACAAUAAGAGACGUGCAGAACGCAUGAAGGACAAGAUCAGAGCAAUGCAGCAUUUCUUUGACCUGAAGGAAACUGCUUUUCUGGAUCAUAAAACCUUGAAUGGGAUGAAAGAGGCAAGAUGUGGAGUCCCUGAUGUGGAAAACUUCAGCUUUUAUCCCGGGCGGCCCAAAUGGAAGAGCAACAUCAUUACUUACAGGAUUGCAAGAUUCACUCCAGAUCUCCGUCCGGAAGAGGUGGAAAACUCCUUGCAUUUGGCUCUGAAAAUAUGGAGCGACGCUGCUCCUCUGAAGUUUGUCCAAAUAAAGGAGGGCAGAGCAGAUAUCACCUUCUCCUUCAACUCCAAAGCUCAUGGAGACUUCUUCCCUUUCGACGGGCCUGGAGGGGUGCUGGCACACGCCUUUGAGCCUGGAGAGGGACUUGGUGGAGAUGUUCACUUUGAUGAUGAUGAAAUAUGGACUGUGGGACGCGGCAGACCAGGAUAUAAUCUGUUUACGGUGGCAGCUCAUGAGUUGGGUCACUCUCUGGGUCUUUCUCACUCCAAAGAUCCGACAGCUCUCAUGUAUCCAAAAUACAAGUUCAUCAACGCUGCAACAUAUAAACUGCCCAGAGACGACACACUUGGCAUCCAGGCUUUGUAUGGAAAGAAAACUAGACAGCAGGAGCUUGUAAUCCCUAAUAAAUGUGAUGUCAUUUCUUUUGAUGCCGUGACAGUCCUCGAAAAAGAAAUCAUUUUCUUUAAAAACAGUUACAUGUGGAUGAGAACAAACUGGAGGUCAUACUGGAACAGACUCAAGGAAGGACCUCAGAGUGUUUUUCUACCCAGCAUCCCCUCACCUAUAGAUGCAGCUUAUGACAUUCCUUCGCAACGAGUGGCAUAUGUUUUCACAGGCCCUAAAUAUUGGGUGGUUCAGAAACUAGAGUCAAAGAGCUAUUAUUAUGGCUCCAUCUAUGAGUUUGGAUUUCCAGAAAUUGUACGACAAAUAGAUGCUGCUGUUCAUGUGAGUGAAGGGGGAAAGACCUACUUUUUCACAGGAGACUACUACUUCAGUUAUGAUGAAAAAAGAAAUGUGAUGGAUCGUGGAUUUCCAAGGAAAAUUAAUACGGGCUGGCCUGGCAUUGUUGGAAAAGUGGAUGCAGCUUUUGAACUCAAUGGACGCGUUCACCUCUUCUGCAGAUCAAAGUCAUUUAUCUUCAGCCAUCAGAAAAGAUUGCUGCACACUAUGAACACUAAUGCUUGGCUGGGCUGCAGUUGAAAAAUAAGAAGGAAAACACCAACCACAAGUGCAAGAUGUAUGAUUGCCUCAAGUCAAAUGUCAAAUGAGUUUAAAGAGUUAUCUGAAUCCUUAUAAGCUAAAGAAUCAUUGGUGGAAUGAAUGCAUUUGAUCAAAUUACAGAUUUGUUCAGUGCAUAUUUGAAAAGAAGCAAGUGCUGCAAAUGAUUGCAAGUAAUUUUAAAUAUAAAGUAUUACAGAGCAUGAAAGAUUCAUUUAUAUUGAUUCAAAUCUGUAUAUCGCUCAAAUCAUAUCCACUUUUUGUUUUUGACCUUUUAUUGGCUAUAAUGCACUUUUAAAUUCAUGCAUUCAGAUCUGUUUAAUGUAAGAAUACAUUGUGAAAAUAAUACAAAAGUCAGGAAAACAAAUGUUUUUUUUAUUUUACUUUAACU